This is a messenger RNA of Solanum dulcamara, 2676 nucleotides long. RefSeq names its product BEL1-like homeodomain protein 6. The transcript is spliced from 6 exons. Gene Ontology annotation, molecular function: RNA polymerase II cis-regulatory region sequence-specific DNA binding; DNA-binding transcription factor activity, RNA polymerase II-specific. Bases 538 to 2475 code for a protein of 645 amino acids. NCBI's taxonomy places the organism in Eukaryota, Viridiplantae, Streptophyta, Magnoliopsida, Solanales, Solanaceae. Gene Ontology annotation, biological process: regulation of transcription by RNA polymerase II. The record is from RefSeq and is a predicted model, not a curated record.
GAAAUAUGGCACGUGUGAUAUUUUGUAUGGUUCUGAGAAACUCUCACGUGUGAAAAUAUAGAUAAAAUGAUGGAUAGAGAAUAUAUGAUAAAUAAGAAGAGUACUGCAGGAGUGAUGAUUUCUGGUACUACUACUUUGUAUUAAAGGUUUUAUUUUUAUUUUUAUUUUUUUGGGUGUUUGGAGUUUCUUAUUUCUUGGUCAUUUUGACUUGUGGAAGUAGAAAAAGAUAUGAUAUUUGAGUAUAGGGAUCAGAUUUUUUGUUUUCAAGAAGGAAUUGUUUUGGUAGAUUGAAGCUUUUCUGUUCCCCAGAGAAGACACAAAUAUUGCAGGUUUUCAGUUUGAAAUCGGCGAAUUGCUUAAAACAUUGAUAAGGGUUCAACCAAUACAACAAACAACGGCAACAACAUACCCAAUGUAAUCCCGCGCGUGGAGUAUGGGAAGGGUAGAAUGAGAUUGUAAUUUGAUAGUCAACCUUGUAUUCGAAACUCCAUAGUUAAUCAUCUCCAAGUAAAAAAGUUAUUGAGGAAAGUACCAAGGAUGGCAACUUAUUUUCCUAGUCCAAGCAAUCAAAGAGAUGCUGAUCAAACAUUUCAAUAUUUUAGGCAAUCUUUGCCUGAUUCUUAUUCAGAAGCUUCAAAUGCUCCAGAAAACAUGAUGGUGUUCAUGAACUAUUCUUCUUCUGGGGCAUAUUCAGAUAUGUUGGCGGGUACUUCCCAACAGCAACACAGCUGCAUCGAUAUCCCACCAGUUGGAGCCACGUGUUCCAACACAUCACAACAAGAAAUAUUGUCAAAUCUUGGAGGAUCGCGGAUGGGGAUUCAAGAUUUUUCUUCAUGGAGAGAUAGCAGAAAUGAGAUGCUAGCUGGUAGUGUCUUUCAAGUUGCACAAAAUGUGCAGGGUCAAGGAUUAUCCCUCAGUCUUGGCUCCAGCAUACCAUCCGGAAUUGGAAUUUCACAUGUCCAAUGUCAGAAUCCUAACCAAGGUGGUGGUUUUGAUAUGUCCUUUGGAGAUGGUGAUAAUUCCCAACCAAAAGAACAAAGAAAUGCAGAGUAUUUGCCUCCGGGUUAUCCUGGAAGCAACUCGGAAGCUAUGAAAGGGUAUAAUUCUCCAUAUGGUACGCCAAGUAUUGCAAGCACCAUUCCCAGCUCGAAGUAUUUGAAAGCAGCUCAAUAUUUGCUUGAUGAGGUUGUUAGUCUCAGAAAGGCCAUCAAGGAGCAAAAUUCUAAGAAAGAGUUGACAAAGGAUUCCAGAGAGUCUGAAGGGGACUCGAAAAAUAAAACAUCAGAUCCUCCUGCAAAUGAGGGUUCAAAUCCUCAUGAGUCGAAAAACAACCAAAGUGAACUUUCAGCUACCGAGAAGCAAGAAGUGCAGAACAAACUGACCAAGCUUCUGUCAAUGCUGGAUGAGAUUGAUAGAAGGUACAGACAAUAUUAUCAUCAGAUGCAAAUAGUGGUCUCAUCAUUUGAUGUGGUAGCUGGAGAUGGAGCAGCUAAGCCAUACACAGCUCUUGCUCUCCGGACAAUUUCCCGACACUUCCGUUGCUUGCGUGAUGCAAUCUGCAAUCAAAUUCGAGCAUCACGGAGAAGUCUUGGAGAGCAAGAUGCUUCAGAAAAUAGCAAAGUGAUUGGAAUAUCACGCCUGCGUUUUGUGGAUCAGCAUAUUAGACAGCAGAGAGCCCUGCAGCAGCUUGGUAUGAUGCAACAACAUGCCUGGAGGCCUCAAAGGGGUUUGCCUGAAAGUUCUGUUUCAGUUUUGCGUGCUUGGCUCUUUGAGCACUUUCUUCAUCCCUACCCAAAAGAUUCUGACAAAAUUAUGCUAGCAAGGCAAACUGGCUUAACGAGAAGUCAGGUAUCAAAUUGGUUCAUAAAUGCACGGGUGCGUCUUUGGAAACCCAUGGUUGAGGAAAUGUACAAAGAAGAGGCUGGUGAUGCUAAAAUAGACUCAAAUUCUUCAUCAGAGGUUGCCCCCAGACUUGCAACAAAAGACUCAAAAGUUGAAGAAAGAGAAGAAUUGCACCAGAAUGCAGCCUCAGAAUUUGAGCAGUAUAAUAAUGGCCAAAUCUUGGAGUCAAAAUCUAACCAUGAAGCUGAUGUAGAAAUGGAGGGAGCAAGUAAUGCAGAAACUCAAAGUCAAUCUGGAAUGGAAAAUCAAACAGAAGAACCUCUCCCUGUUAUGGAUAAUUGCACCCUUUUUCAGGUCGCGUUUGUUCAAAGCAACCAUAGAUUCUCAGAAUUUGGUAGUUUUGGAAGCGGAAAUGUACUACCCAAUGGAGUUUCACUUACAUUGGGGUUGCAGCAAGGUGAAGGAAGCAACCGACCUAUGUCCAUCGAGACUCAGGUUAAUUAUGUACCAUUAAGGGCAGAUGACAUGUAUAGUACAGCACCUACGACUAUGGUCCCUGAAACAGCAGAAUUCAAUUGCUUGGAUUCUGGGAACAGGCAGCAUCCAUUUUGGCUCCUACCAUCUGCUACAUGAUUUUGUAUAUGUGAUGUAGAAUUAAACUGCAAGUUUUGAGAACAUCAGCAUUCUUCUUCCAUUGAGUGGUUAGUUUGAAGAUUACAGUAACAGUCUCAUUGAUCACUGUUGUAAUAUAGUAGCAGAAUAUUGGUUGGGGAGUUCCCCAAGUUGUUAAAUCUGUAAAGUCUGUAAAGGUAUGAGAGAUGUUAUUGUUUUUGA